Molecule: messenger RNA, 3063 nt
Organism: Pseudopipra pipra
Lineage: Eukaryota; Metazoa; Chordata; Aves; Passeriformes; Pipridae
Gene: FGR
Product: FGR proto-oncogene, Src family tyrosine kinase
Exons: 14
Coding region: 258-2027 (589 amino acids)
Biological process (GO): innate immune response; protein phosphorylation; cell surface receptor protein tyrosine kinase signaling pathway
Cellular component (GO): extrinsic component of cytoplasmic side of plasma membrane
Molecular function (GO): signaling receptor binding; non-membrane spanning protein tyrosine kinase activity; ATP binding
Source: RefSeq, a predicted model, not a curated record
GCCGCCGAAGAGACACGGGAAGCACACGGCCGGGCGCUCUCCCGCUCUCCCACGGCCCCCGCCUCAACACCCCGGCCCCCGGCGCCGGGAGAAGCGGGUGCUGCCGUGGCACCCCGGCCGGGGGUCCCGUCGGGAGCAGCUCGGGAGCGGGGGGUCCAUGCCAGGCGGAGCGGGAGCGCUGACGGUGCCUCUUCCCCUCCCCGAGGUGACAUGGAGCAGCUGAAGUGACCCGAGGAGCCCUCGCAGCGGUGCCCAGGAUGGGCUGCGUGCCCUGCAAGGAGAAAGGGGCUGGCAAAGGGCAGGGGGGGGGCGAGGGGGGCUUCUCCCUGCCCCCCCCCUCCCAGUACGACCCCGACCCCACCCAGCCCGGGGCCAACUUCACCUGCAUCCCCGACUUCAACAACUUCCAGGGGCCGGCGGUGCCCUCGGCCCCGUCCCUGGCGGGGCCGGGCGUGUUCAGCUCCAACACGCUGCAGAUGCGGAGCGGGGGCAUCGCAGGCGGGGGGGUGACGCUCUUCAUCGCCCUGUACGACUACGAGGCCCGCACGGAGGAUGACCUGACGUUCCAGAAAGGGGAGAAAUUCCACAUCAUCAACAACACGGAGGGGGACUGGUGGGAGGCCAGGUCGCUGAGCUCGGGCGCCACGGGCUACAUCCCCAGCAACUACGUGGCCCCUGUGGAUUCCAUCCAGGCAGAGGAGUGGUACUUCGGGAAGAUCGGGCGCAAGGACGCGGAGCGGCAGCUCCUGUGCCACGGCAACUGCAGGGGCACCUUCCUCAUCCGGGAGAGCGAGACCACCAAAGGGGCCUACUCGCUCUCCAUCCGGGACUGGGAUGAGGCCAAGGGAGACCACGUGAAGCACUAUAAGAUUCGGAAGCUGGACAGCGGGGGGUACUACAUCACCACCCGCGCCCAGUUCGACACCGUCCAGCAGCUGGUCCAGCACUAUAUAGAGCGGGCGGCCGGGCUGUGCUGCCGCCUGGCCGUGCCGUGCCACAAGGGCACCCCAAAGCUGGCUGACCUGUCGGUCAAAACCAAAGACGUGUGGGAGAUCCCCCGAGAGUCCCUCCAGCUCCUCAAGAAGCUGGGGAACGGGCAGUUUGGGGAAGUCUGGAUGGAGUAUAACGACGGGUUGUGCCAUCUGCUCACCCACCCGUGCCCCGCUAUGAAGCCCCAGACCCUGGGAUUAGCUAAGGACGCCUGGGAGAUAGCGCGGGAAUCCAUCACCCUGGACAAGAAACUCGGCAUGGGAUGUUUCGGAGACGUGUGGAUGGGCACAUGGAACGGCACCACGAAGGUGGCAGUGAAGACGCUGAAGCCGGGGACCAUGUCCCCCGAGGCCUUCCUGGAGGAGGCUCAGAUCAUGAAGCGGCUGCGGCACGACAAGCUGGUGCAGCUCUACGCCGUGGUGUCCGAGGAGCCCAUCUACAUCGUCACCGAGUUCAUGAGCCAGGGCAGCCUGCUGGAUUUCCUGAAGGAUGGGGAUGGUCGCUACCUGAAGCUGCCCCAGCUGGUGGACAUGGCAGCCCAGAUCGCGGCGGGCAUGGCGUACAUCGAGAGGAUGAACUACAUCCACCGGGACCUGCGCGCCGCCAACAUCCUGGUGGGGGACAACCUGGUGUGCAAGAUCGCUGACUUCGGCCUCGCCCGCCUCAUCGAGGACGACGAGUACACGGCACGGCAGGGUGCCAAGUUCCCCAUCAAGUGGACGGCUCCGGAGGCCGCGCUUUUCGGGAAGUUCACCAUCAAGUCGGACGUCUGGUCCUUCGGCAUCCUCCUGACGGAGCUGGUGACCAAAGGCCGGGUGCCCUACCCAGGGAUGAACAACAGGGAGGUGCUGGAGCAGGUGGAGCGGGGGUACCGCAUGCAGUGCCCGGGGAGCUGCCCCUCGUCCCUGCACGAGGUGAUGGUGCAGUGCUGGAAGCGGGAGCCCGAGGAACGCCCCACCUUCGAGUACCUCCAGUCCUUCCUCGAGGACUAUUUCACCGCCACCGAGCCCCAGUACCAGCCUGGGGACAACCAGUGACCCCCAGGAGGCUUUGGGGUGGCUUUUUUAGGGGCCUUUUUGCUCCCCUCUCCCCAAAACACCUGUUGGGGGUGCUCAGGGUGCCCCAGGGAGGACGUGGGGCUUUGCACAAGGAUGUUGGACUCAGAGAGGAGCCCCUCCCUUCCCCACCCCCCUUUGUUGCCUUCACACCCAGCUUUGAACUUGAGAAGGGCUUUGGCUGGGGGGGAGGAGUGUGGGGGACCCCCCUCUGUCCCCCCCCCCGACAAACCUAGAUUCACAGCAGCAGAGAGCUCGGGGGGGCUCUCCCCAUGCCAACCCCAAUCUCCUCUGGCAAUGCAUCUGGGGGGUUCAGCCCCCAAAAUCCUGGCACUGACCUGGGGAAGGCCACCUCAAUUCCCCCCCCCCACCCCGACCCCCACUUCUAUCUUCUUUAAUUUAUGAGAUUUUACAUCCCUCACCCCAGCAACCAUCGCCCCCCCCCCCCAAGGGAUCCUGAUAUUUGAGGGGAUUCCCUUGUCCCCCCCCUUUUUAUCCCCUCUGCUUAUAGUAGGGCCAACUCCUGAAAGCCAUAAACCUCUGCUUGCACUGGGGAGGGCACAGGGAGUCCUGAGGGGGUACCAGGAGUCCUGGGGGGAUGACAAGGGGUGCAGGCAGGGUGGGGGGCAGCUCUGCCCCAGGAGCUGUUCCCUGCCACCCCGUGGGGGGCAGGAGGGGGUUACGGGAUGGGGUCACCCCCCAUGGCACUCAUUGGGUCCUGAUGGUAGCUUGGCUCAACCCCCUGUGGCAUUGAGGGGGGGCUUUGGGGGUCAAUGUGAAUGUGAUGGCACUGCCAGCUGGUUCCUGGGGUCCCACUUUCCCCCUGGGCUCCCCCAUUCCUGAGGGGGGUCCCAGGCUUGGCCCCAUGGUCAGGAGCCCCCUGUGCACCCACAGGGCAGGGCUGUGGGUGAGCAGUGCCAUGGGGGGGGGGGAGGGGGAGGGAGGGAAGGGGAGGGAUUUGUUGUUUAUUUUUUUUAAUGAAGUCUGUAAAUAGAGAGAAAUAAAAGCUUUCUAACGA